ACUAAGACCGCAAGGCAUUCAUUUCCUCCUACGGUGGAUGCGGACGCCGGGAGGAGGAGAACCCCAGAGAGAGGAGCUGGGAGCCGAGGCGCAGAGAACACGUAGCGACUCCGAAGAUCAGCCCCAAUGAACAUGUCAGUGUUGACUUUACAAGAAUAUGAAUUCGAAAAGCAGUUCAACGAGAACGAAGCCAUCCAAUGGAUGCAGGAGAACUGGAAAAAAUCGUUCCUGUUUUCUGCUCUGUACGCUGCCUUUAUAUUUGGUGGUCGACACCUAAUGAACAAACGGGCCAAGUUUGAACUGAGGAAGCCGCUCGUGCUCUGGUCUCUGACACUCGCAGUCUUCAGUAUAUUUGGUGCUCUUCGAACUGGUGCUUAUAUGGUGUACAUUUUGAUGACCAAAGGCCUGAAGCAGUCAGUUUGUGACCAGAGUUUUUACAUUGGACCUGUCAGCAAAUUCUGGGCUUAUGCAUUUGUGCUAAGCAAAGCACCGGAACUAGGAGAUACGAUAUUCAUUAUUCUGAGGAAGCAGAAGCUGAUCUUCCUGCACUGGUAUCACCACAUCACUGUGCUCCUGUACUCCUGGUACUCCUACAAAGACAUGGUUGCCGGAGGAGGUUGGUUCAUGACUAUGAACUACAGCGUGCACGCCGUCAUGUACUCCUACUACGCCUUGCGGGCUGCGGGGUUCCGAGUCUCCCGGAAGUUCGCCAUGUUCAUCACCUUGUCGCAGAUCACGCAGAUGCUGAUGGGCUGUGUCAUUAAUUACCUGGUCUUCUCCUGGAUGCAGCAUGACCAGUGUCACUCUCACUUUCAGAACAUCUUCUGGUCCUCGCUCAUGUACCUCAGCUACCUUGUGCUCUUCUGCCAUUUCUUCUUUGAGGCCUACAUCGGCAAGAUGAGGAAAACAGCGAAGGCUGAGUAGUGUCGGGACUGAGGAGGAAGCCAUAGCUCAGGGUCAUCAAGAAAAAUAACAGACAAAAGAAAAUGGCACAAGGAAUCACAUAUGGUGCAGCUAAAACAAAACAAAACAUAAGGAGCAAACACAAACCCAGGGCAGCUUAGGGAUAACUAGGUUGACUGAACCCAGUAAGUUUAUGACCCUUUUUGGGUGAGGACUCACUGUGUGCACCUCCAUCUCAAAGCACCUGCUGGGAGACACACCCCCUUCUUUAUCUGUCAACUCUAUGACAAAGGACAGCAAGCAGGAGCCAGAGGCAGAGAGACACUAGUAGAAGGCAAGCAAAGGCUACUCUGAUAUGAAAAGACACCUUUACUAAGUGUUAUAUUUCUCUAAAGAUGAAAGAAUUUUACUUUAAAAACUGUGCGAGCACACACACACACACACACACACACAAUCCUUUCUAAUUUCUAAUCAACACCAACCUGGAGCCAAUAGAAAAGAUGAAAAGGAAAGAGACACAGAGAGUAAGUGUAUCUAGACGGAUAAUGCUUUUGUAGAAACUAAGGCCUUUUUAAGAAAGGUGAGUCAUUGUAGCCCCAUGAGAAAAGAUGUCUUAAUCAUCUUAAUCCUUUAUAAAAACAGAUGUAAACAAUUAUAUUUCCACUUAAAAAAAAAAAUGAGGACUAUUCACUGCAUAGCUUCGGUGAGUUGGUCAAAAGGAAAAGGGGCACAAUACUUCCCCAAGGCUCUUCUGGGAGGAUGGAAACAGGGCAGCCCAGGUCCCAAAGGGGCAGCUCCAUCCCAGAGCAUUUCUGAUAGUUGAGCUAGGCUUUCUACUCUUAAACAAGACAGGAAGGAAUAUCCUUUCGUUCAAUGGCCCCAGGCUUUUGAACGGAAGGGUAAAUGCAGAAUCGAAAAGAUAAAAACACAUCCAAAUGAUUGGAAAAUGGAUUCUGUACUAUCUGAACAAAGACCCAGCCCAGUACUACCCCUGAGCUGGGAAAGGGAGAGAAACAGUGGAGAAAGAGGUGAGCCGCCCAUCAAGUCCAUAGCCAAUGUACUAACCCCUCUCUAUUUGACUUCAUAAAUACUCCUAAUUUUCCAAAUGAAACCCUGUGGGACAGUAUAUUUUCUAUAUUUUUGUGAAUUUCAAAAAGAAAUCUGCAGGGCUCUUCUUGAUACUGGGUUAACACUGUGUUUCCGCAUCAUCUGCAUUUGCUCCCCAAGCAAUGUAGAGGUGUUUAAAGUGCCCUCUGCUGGCUGAGUGGAGAUACUUCAACAAACACACUUCAUGGCAAGUUUGGCUGAGAGUUGACAACAAAGGGCCCCGAUAGACUUAACCCCCUCAAAUUUUAAAUGACGUAAAAUACUUGUCAUACUUUAGCCAAAUCAGAAGAUAUCCAUCCUGCUUCAAGUCAGCUUCAGAAAUUCUUUAAAAGGGACUUAGCUCUGGAACUCAAAAAUCAAUUUAUUAAGAGCCAUAUUCUUUUAAAAAACAAAAAGCUAGGUAAUAUCAUCUGUAAUAUUUCAGUCCUUUAUAAGCCAAAUAAAUGUGUCAAUGUUCCUAGUAUUUCAAAGAAGCAACUGUAAAGUUGUUCAAUGUGACAUAAUAGUAUUAUAAUUGGUUAAGUAGCUUAACAAUUAGGUAAACUAGAUGAAAGAUUAGGGGCUAUCACACUGCAUAGAUUAUACACACCUAACCACACAUCCAUGCACACAAAAAUGUGGGGGACACUGAACUUCAGAUCCCAAAUACAUAGAAACAUUUUCUGGCUAGCAGAAAAAGAAACUAUUGUUUAUCUUUCUUGCUUUAUUUGAGAGUGUACAGUAAAAGGGAUUUUUCAAAUUAUUUUUAUAUUGUUUUAGCUUUAAUCGUGCUGUCAUUCAUGAAACAGAGCUGCUCUGCUUUUCUGUCAGAGAUGGCAAGGGCUUUUUCAGUGUUUCGUUUAUGUGUGGAAUUUAAAAAGAAUAAAGUUUUAUUCCAUUCUGUGUGAAUGGUUUGAACCACGAACAAGCAUCUGUGCAAACCACAUCAUGACUGGAGUAACUGGGAAGGGAGCCGUUACGUUUGUGUUACGUUAUCGUGACUAGUCUAGGAUGUCUCGACACAAUUGGUAGAGGAAUGUAUUAUUGUUGGGGGGAAACUGACCUGAGCUGAAAUGAUAGAUCCUGCUAGAACAACCAGUAGGUUCUUAGGAUACAAAUAAUGUUAUUUUUGAGCUUUGCCAAUAAGGAAUACUGUGCAAUAAGCCUUUUUUCCCUCAUCACAAAAAAUGAGCAGAAUAAUUAAAAUGAGGAAAAGGCCACACAAAUAAGUUAACUUGAGUUUAACUGAAGGACCCAUUGGAGGCUCACCUGGUUGCUUAAUUAUUUAAGUCAGUAAUUUAUCAUAGAUCUCUUAAUGCAGGUUAGAAUUUUAAAAAUGAGCAGAAACCUUAAAAAGACUCAACAUGAUGUUUCCAAAGCACUUUUCAUCAUGGUAUUAGGUUUGUGUUUGUAAGAUAAUUUAGAAUUUUUGUUUACAAGUUGAAUGUUGAAUAAGUAGCUUUUAAAUUAGAUAACUAUAUCUACAGCCAUCCCCUGCGUUUAUCAUGGAAGGAAAAAAGCCACAUAUUUUGGGAAAAAAAUUCUGGUAUUACAGCUUUGGUACUGUUUUUAACAUCCCAGCUGAGCUGCUUUAAUUACAUCAAGAUAUGAGGCUGGAUCACUAGCCCAUGACAAAUCUGAAACCUACCAGAGAAUUGACUGCCACAGAAAUAAUCUUGCUGUCAACUAACAUUCCAGAGAAACUUGGACAGGCAAGUUUUUACAGCUGCCCCACUAUGCUGCAAUAGAUUCUCUCUCUAUUGAAGAUUUUCCACUGCAUUCCAGUCCCAUUGUGGUGUAAACAUCACUCUUAGAUUGACAAAAAACCCAAAUUCUUGAUUUCAUACAAAUUCGAUAUCUCGCUCUGUAUACACACACACACAAAUGUUUACAUGCACAUAUAUAUACACAUACAACUUCAUACACAAGAUCUAAGCAUCAACUUAAGUCCGUGAGUUUGCAAUGAAAUUCUAGUGAGAAAUGCUCUCUAGUCAUAGAGCAGGGGUGGGGUGUUUAUCUGGACCUUCUAUUUUUGCUUAUGUGAAAGAAACAACUACUGAUUUAUUUAUAUCCAAUGCCAGGCCAGAGUACCAAAUUGAAAUCAUUGACUGAGGCUAUUAUUCCAGGUAAUUUACUCCCAUCUUUCUCAUCAUAUUACACUACAAAAAUAAGGGACAGGUGUGAAUACAUUACAUGCAUAUGACUAGAGCAAAAGGAAAGGACUGAUUGUGCCCUCCUUACGUGUGUACAGAGACUAAUGUGUCUGAACUGAGUGGGGUUUUGCAGCAUUGAAUGGAAAGGCAGUAGGGACCCAGGAGGGCCCUUUAAAAAGACCAACAGGAUUUUUUUUUCUUAAAUAAGUAUCUUUAUAAGAUAACACUUGUUACAUCAGAGUAUGACAGCCCCUGAAGUCAGCCACUGGAGUAGAAUGUUCUAGAAGUCUAGCCAUAGUCCCAGUUUGUUUGAUUACCUGGAAGAGGCAACAUGCUCAGGUUACUAUCUGUUAUUUAUUCUGGAAGAACAGCCUCACCCAGAGACUAGUAUGUGUCACACAGCAGUUAGUUAGACACACAUUCUGAGGGUAUUUUUCCCUGUUUGAGUAACAAUGAUUGGACAAAAACUAUUUGAAGAAAGCUAUUAGGAGAGUGCCGAAGAACAAAUAGACUUUGCUUCCCAGACCUCAGAGUUUGCAGUUAUGUGUUUAUGGUCCAUCUCUAAAAUUUCUCUGAAGAAGUUUCCACCUAGAAACUGUCAGAGUUUUAUGAUGAAAGCCCAGAACUUUCUAGUGAUCAAAUGUAGUGUCUUUCCAUUUUUUGUAUUUAAUAAUAAAUAUUUUGCUGUCAGUGGGGUGAUAGCAGAGCCCUAUGUUUAUGCUGGAAGUCCUGGUCACCUACAGCUUUUUAAAGUUGUUCUUUUGCCCCUUUAUAUACUCUUGAUUCUUUGUGCCUCAGAACCAUUGCCACCGGGAAGAAAUUUAGCUCAGAAUGCACCACAACCUUGGCCUGUAGCGCAUACAUAUUGGAGGAAGAGCCCAUGAAGCACCCUUCCCUGUUUUGUUCUGACAAUCAGUAUGAAGUGGUAGGUCCCUGUUUAUCAGUGAGCCAACGGCCUUGGGACGCUGAUGCCCAGAACUCCCGCAAAGCGAGUGUCAGUGCAGUCACAGCAUUUUCUUGAACUUUGUUGGGUCAUUCUCCAAUUGCAAACAUCUGUGGGCCAUAUGGCAGAAUUCAUAGCUGAAGAGGCCAGUUAAGUACACCUGUGCAGAGCAUCGAAAAAUUUUUACAAGCCUGUUGAAUCACCAAGUUCCUUGCCUCAUCCUCAGAUCCCAUGAAAAUUCAGGGCUCACAAAAGAGGCAGGGCUUCCCGAGUUACACUUUAAAGAAAGUGACACAGAAGUUGCACUAGCGGUAAGACAGAUGGUGGGAGCACAUGCAGGAGUGGGCUGGGGAGGCCUCAAAAAUGGCCCUUUGAUUUGAGGUCAGGCAGGCAAAAGGUUGUGAUCAGAUUAUCUUUCACGGGAAGCCCCAACCCACACCCGCACUGUGGGAAAUGCCUCCUGAAGGAACCGGUUAAAUUAAAGCGUGGUCCCGUAAGACAGGGUCAAGCCACAUUUGCAACCCAGAAUUAAAAAGUCCUGACUCGUGUUAAUGUAUUUAAAUGAUGUUAUUUUCCCAAUGUUUGGUGGCACUGGAGGCUUUUUCUCAUAGUGGACAAAAAUCCAUAUGGCUACAGAAGUCCUAAUAGCAUUCCUGGACGUGUUUGUUGUGAACAGGUCUGCCUGUCUAGGGUCGUGCAGGCAGGAGGUUGUUUGCUGCUACCUUGAAAACCACUGGAAGAUUCUGCUUCUUAGGGACCCUAAAGCCGAAGUUCAUACGGAAGCCCACCCAUACACAGCUCACAGAGCAAAUCACAGCAGUGUUGAAAUUGUUACUUUCAAGUGCUUAUUUCACAACAUUAAAAAUAUUUUUCCUGGUGUAUUAAAAUUAAAAAUAAAAUCAUAACUUUUAUUUAAAAUCAAAA
This is a messenger RNA of Otolemur garnettii (small-eared galago), 6009 nucleotides long. RefSeq names its product ELOVL fatty acid elongase 6 (gene ELOVL6). Lineage: Eukaryota; Metazoa; Chordata; Mammalia; Primates; Galagidae. Gene Ontology annotation, biological process: very long-chain fatty acid biosynthetic process; fatty acid elongation, saturated fatty acid; fatty acid elongation, monounsaturated fatty acid. The transcript has 5 exons. The coding region runs from base 127 to 924 and encodes 265 amino acids. Gene Ontology annotation, molecular function: fatty acid elongase activity. Gene Ontology annotation, cellular component: endoplasmic reticulum membrane; endoplasmic reticulum. The record is from RefSeq and is a predicted model, not a curated record.